UAAUUUUUAAUAAUCUAAUAUCAAUGGUAUUACCGCACAAGAAACCCGAUGCGUGCAAACAUUUCUAUUGCAAUCUAAAUAAAUGUCUGAAUAAAAAUGGUUAUCAAUUGGGUUAUUGCGAUCAUUAUCUAAACGAUAUGAUUGAUUGUUGUCGUGCGUGGAAAUUGGAUGCAUUCAGUUGUGAAGGUUUUAUGUGGAUGUUUGAAGAAAAAUUCAAAGAUUCAGAUGAUAAGGACAAGAAAGAUGGUGGUAGUGGUGGUGGUGGUGAUGGACAGGGAGGUAGCAGUGGUGGUGGUGAUGGACAGGGAGGUAGCAGUGGUGGUGGUGGUGGAGGAGGACAAGGAGGUAGCAGUGGUGGUGGUGGUGGUGGCAGUGGCAGUAAAGAUAUACCCGACUAUAAUAAGGAUCACACAAUCAAAUUGGACAGUUGCAUAGUGAUGUGAUUGGAUGGCCUGGAACUGGUGGUUAUUGAUCUACAUGUGCAUCCAUACCCCUCCCAUCCCACCCAAUCACCCCCCCAAUAUUAAGUAGUGAUCCGAUAUUGAUUUUUAUGAUAUAUAUCACUACUACUACU
This is a messenger RNA of Oppia nitens, 574 nucleotides long. RefSeq names its product serine, glycine, tyrosine and glutamine-rich protein-like. The record is from RefSeq and is a predicted model, not a curated record. Lineage: Eukaryota; Metazoa; Arthropoda; Arachnida; Sarcoptiformes; Oppiidae. The coding region runs from base 24 to 443 and encodes 139 amino acids. The transcript is spliced from 2 exons.